Bacillus rossius redtenbacheri is the source of this 4898-nucleotide messenger RNA. RefSeq lists its product as uncharacterized. Lineage: Eukaryota; Metazoa; Arthropoda; Insecta; Phasmatodea; Bacillidae. Gene Ontology annotation, molecular function: aspartic-type endopeptidase activity; nucleic acid binding; zinc ion binding. The coding region runs from base 3615 to 4898 and encodes 427 amino acids. The record is from RefSeq and is a predicted model, not a curated record. The transcript is spliced from 2 exons. Gene Ontology annotation, biological process: proteolysis.
AGAACUAAUUGUCUGCACGCGCCUACUGUGGAGAGUUCAAAAGAGGAAGAUUUUCCCAUUUACAAAAUAUAGAGUAGGAAGGGCCACAGGAAGAGGGCUAGUACGUGCACACCAUACAAAAACCAGGGUUGCCACUCGUCUGGAAAACCGGGAAAACCGGGAAUUGUCAGGAAAUUUGAAAGCUGUCAGGGAAAUCAGGGAAAUGUCAGGGAAUUAGGAAAAGAGUAGUCAAAUGUCAGGGAAUUUAAUGGUUAGUGGUUAGCUCUCAAUUCGGGCAUAUAUUCCAGAAACACAGAUUUGGGUAUUUAUUUUGUAAAAUUUGCAUGUUUGUAAUACCAAAAUAAAUAACUUUACCGGAAGAAUUAUGCAACUCGUGUAGUGUUUGUUCUGAAAACGUAUUUUUAUUUGAUCUACUCCGAUUUCGACCGUGCCUGCGACAACAUUUUCGAAAACUCAGAAUCGAUUGUACAAGUGUUCAUAUUCCAUUUUCGAUUGUUUCAGUCUAUUGACUAUCGAAUGUGAUAUAAAAAUGGCGACCGCAUCUUUGAUUGUAGUGAUGUGCCCGUGGAUUUGUAUUGAUUAAUUAAAGAAAAGAGUUCCUAAGAAGAAAACGUGAAAAGAUGUCACUCUCAAAGUCCAGACUUACUGAGUUUAAUGAUGGCUGGCUUUGUGAUCAACGGUUUCAGCCAUGGCUUCAAAAGGUUGAGAAAGACAAGCAUGUCUUCUUCUGCUCUUUGUGUCGGAGCACUCUCAGUUUAAGCAACAUGGGAAAAAGAGCAGUUACAAGUCAUCUCAAUGGUCAGAAACAUAAGUCUCGUUCUCGGGUAAAUAGUGAAUGUGAUCUGAGAAUUUUUCUAAAAAAAAGUAACACUGAUGCAAGUACUAGUUCUCAGGCGUCUUCAAGAUUUAGUCAAUCUGAGGAAAGUUUGCAAGAGAAUAAAUGUGCAAAAGAUGUUAAUGAAAGUGAAAAUUUGUCAUUCUUAAAUACAAAAGAAAUUGUCUCCCAACAGUCUGUUACGUCUCGUCCAUUGCAGUCAUUCUUAUUGAAAAAUGAAAAUACCAAAGCCGAUAUAUUAUGGUGCCUUCUAGUUGUAAUGAAUCAUUGGUCAGUGAAUUCUGCAGGGAAAGCUGUUCAAGUUUUCAAAGCUAUGUUUAGCGAUAGUUCAAUAGCCAUGAACAUGCGUCUUCAACGCACAAAGAUUUCAUACACCAUAGUUUAUGGUUUAGCUCCAUAUUUUCACAAGGAGUUAUUGCAAGAAAUUUCUCAGUGUGAUUUCUUUGUCAUUUCUUUUGAUGAAUCACUUAAUAAAAUUGCCCAGAAAGAACAGAUGGACAUUGUCAUUCGCUUUUGGAGCAAAUCUAAGGACACUGUAAGUACACAUUAUUUCACUUCAGUUUUUUUGGGUCAUACAACUGCUGCUGACCUUAUACGAUCUUUUAAAGAGGCAGUAUCAGAACUAGACUUACGAAAGCUAAUGCAAUUAUCCAUGGAUGGGCCAAAUGUGAAUAUUAAGUUUUUGGCAGACUUAAAAGUAGACUUGAACAGAGACCCUUCAGAUCAUGUGAUAAUGGAAAUUGGCUCGUGUGGGUUGCAUACUCUUCACAAUGCUUUUAAGGUCGGAAUGAACAGUUGUGAAUGGAAAAUUUUUCAUUUUUUGCAUGCUAUUUACAACUUUUUCAAGGAUCGGCCUGCAAGAAGGAGUGACUACACAAUGUUUUCUGGAUCAACAAAAUUUCCAGUUAAAUUUUGUAAUGUGAGAUGGCUUCAGAACUUUGAGGUAGCACAGAGGGCCCUUGAAAUUAUUCCCAACUUGAAGAAGUAUGUAGAGGGAGUUAAGGAAAAUAAGAAGGAACCAGUUAUGUCUGGUAGCUAUGCAGCAAUGGUAGGAGGUAUACGUGACAAAUUGAUGCCUGCUAAAUUAGCUUUCUUUUGUUUUCUUGUGAAGGAAAUAGAAGACUUCUUGGAGUGCUUUCAAACUGAUGCCCCUAUGGCACCCUUCUUACACACAGAACUCACUAACAUUCUUAUGUCCUUGAUGAAACAUUUUGUGAAGCCUGAGACAAUAAGUUCCAAGAGUAUAGCAAGCAUUGAUUUGUCAAAAUCUGAAGCUCUGUUACAUGCAAAGAAGGUAGAUGUAGGGUAUGGUACACGUGAUGCUCUAAGACAAAUAGAUUCAGUUAAAGAAAUUGACAUUCUUUCUUUCAAGCAGGACUGCCGCACAAUUCUCCAAACAACGUGCAAGAAAAUUAUAAUCAAGUCUCCUUUAAAAUUCAAGCUUGCGAAGGGUAUUACUUGUUGUGAUCCACAAAUGAUAGUGAAAUUGCCCCAAAUAGCUGAGCAGCGUUUACAGAUGUCAUUAGAAGUGUUUGUAGAAAACAACUGGCUGUCUGGUUUGGAAGCACAGAAAAUCCACUCUAACUUCAAAGAAGUCUUUCAGAGUCCAGAAAUGUUAGCAGAUUUAAAGAAUUUUCGUCAAAAAGAAUCUAGGUUAGAUGAGUUCUGGACAAACUUUGUAGUGAAGCAUGAUACAUCCAAAGAACUAGUAACAUUUAUCAAAAUGGUAUUGGUAUUUUCGCAUGGUAAUGCAAGUGUAGAACGUGGGUUUUCAGUUAAUAAAGAUUGUCUUGUUGAAAACAUGCAUGAGAGGUCUCUGAUUACACAAAGACAAGUUUGGGAUGGAGUGCAAGCAUCUGGUGGAGUUGUACAAGAUUUGAAUAUUACAAAGACUAUGAUUCUGUCUGCCCGCAAUGCUCAUAGUAAAUAUCAGGAUGCACAGACUGAACAGAAGAAAAGUAAUGAAGAUAAAGAAAAAGAAAAGGAUGAGAAGAAAAGGGUUGCAGAUAUUAAAAAUGAUCUUGAAAUGCAAAAAAAGAAGAAACUGGAAGAGUUGACCCUUGUUGAUGAACAAAUUCGUGGCCUUGUGAAGAAAUAUUAAAUUGGGAUUUUAAUCAUUGAGAAGUGUGGAAGUUGUGUAAAUACUUGUGCUUAAGUGAACUAAGUUUUAUGUUAAAUGUCUUAAAAAUGUGCAUCAAAAAAUGUAGAUCUAUGUUACUGUGUGGGAAGCAUUAAGUUUUCAACAAACUGUAAAGCAUAAACUUAUGUUUUACUACUGCAAAAAUUUUUCUGAAUGGAUGAAUUAAUGCUGUUGGUGCUCAGACAGGUAAGGAAUUAAUUAUACAACUAUAUGUUAAAUUUGAAGUAUUCAGCUGUUGAAAUUGCCAGCAGAUGUUGUGUUGCAAUUUUUUUAAUGAAUAUUUUUUUUCAAAAACAGAGUGUUUUGUAACUGUCUUCCAUAUAGGAUUAUCAGAAAAUAUGAAUACAGUAUGUUAGCUUAAUGAGUUUUCUUACUUAUCAGUAGGUGUAGGGCAAUAAUUUUGUUUAUAGUUGAAUGUAUGUGUGGUGAUAUUGGUUUUAACCUCUUAGCAACCUCUUAGCAACCUCUUUGCAUGAACAUUGUUUAACCUUCAAUAUUACCUCUUAUUCAAAUCUAUGUAUUAAUUCAUGUACCAAUUUAAGUCAUGUUUUGUGCUUAAUAAAGCCUUAGUUUCUGAUGAUAAGGUUUAUUAUGUCAAUUUAUUAAGCACAUUUUACCAAGAAACAUUUAAUACAAACAAUGGACAAGUAUUUCAAGCCCGAGAGAUUUGAAGCAGAUCACACAACUGGGAAAAGCUCCUCACAAUGGAAUCACUGGAAGAAAACAUUCGAAGUCUUCACAGCUUCAAUCAAGGCUUCUGAAUCUGAUAAGCUGUUACUACUCUACAAUCACGUGAGUCACAGUAUAUACGAACUUAUUAGCGAAUGUACUUCUUAUGCGUCUGCAAUCGAAAAGCUAGAUUCACUCUUUAUUAAACCUAAGAAUGAAAUAUUUUCAAGGCAUAAACUAAUGAGCCGACACCAGCAACCUGAUGAAAGUGUAAAUCAAUUCUUACAAUCUUUGCGUCUCCUUAGCUCUGACUGCGAGUUCAAAGAUGUUAAAGCAGCAGCUUAUAGGGAUGAAUACAUUAGAGAUGCAUUUAUAAAAGGUCUCUCAUCGAACAGUAUCCGACAACGUUUGUUAGAAAACGCAACUCUUAGCCUGGAUGAAGCAUUUGCAAAAGCACGAUCAUUAGAAUCAGCUCAUAUAAUUUCUGAAUCCUAUAUUCCUAGCCAGACACCUUUAGCCUCAACUGAGCCGGUUCAGCAACCAAAUUCUCCUGUAACCGCAGCCAGCAGUAGUCAGAAAUGUUUCUUCUGUGGGUUCCCUCGUCAUCCUCGUUCUUCCUGUCCAGCGCGAGAAGCUACAUGCAAACUCUGUGGUAAGAAAGGCCAUUAUGCAAAAGUCUGUAGGUCAAUUAAGCCCAAAGAUCGUACUGCCGCCUUACCUGACUCUCCUCAAGACACAGAUGACUUCUCAACUAUUGCUUGCCUUCCUGCUAAGUCUCUGGUUUUCCCUACUAACCAAUCUAAUCAUAAUCGUAAGACCAAACCAACAUCUUCCAAAACAUCAGCUGCUUCUCCAACUAGCCUUUCCAAAACCAUUGUCAAACUGAAAGUAAAUGGUUUUCCAGCUGAAGGGCUAAUAGACACGGGGAGUUCGGAGAGUUACAUAAAUGAUGGUUUUGUCUCCAAACAUAAAUUAAAACAAUAUCCUACGUCAUCUGAAGUAGCUAUGGCAUCGUCCUCUUUGGCCAUGCCUAUAAAAGCUUAUUGUUCCGUAGAUUUACAAAUCUCGGACAAUAUAUACAGAAAAACAAAGCUUAACGUUCUAAACAACUGUUGCGCAGAUGUUAUAUUAGGGCACAAUAUCUUUAAGCAGCAUUCCACUCUGUCGAUAGUUUUUGGUGGUAAUAAACCUGAACUGCAAAUCAGUAGCUUAGCAUGUGCCAAAGUCGGUCCGGCCACCCUCUUCGAACACUAA